AUGGACGUGGCUUCAGCUGUCCAGAAUUAUAUCUCCAAAAUCGCCGGCGUCGGCGAAGGGGCAGCGGCGUCGCAGUCGUCAAAGAUGAAGAUCUUGAUUCUGGACCGAGAUACUGUGUCGAUUGUCUCCACCGCCAUCACCCAAUCCGCCCUGCUCAAGCAUGAAGUCUUCCUCAUUGACCGCCUCGACAAUCCUGCCCGGGAACGUAUGCGACACCUCCGAUGCCUCUGUUUCGUCCGACCAUCACCAGAUUCCAUACAAUUUCUCAUCGACGAGCUGCGGGAUCCCAAGUAUGGAGAAUACAAUCUUUACUUCAGUAAUAUCAUAAAGAAGUCGUCGCUGGAGAGACUGGCGGAGGCGGAUGACCAUGAGGUGGUCAAGGCGGUCCAAGAGUACUUUGCGGACUAUAUCGUGGUCAAUCCUGACCUGAUGUCGUUGGAUCUGGGAUUUCCAAAACAACGGCUAUGGAGCCAUAGUCCGGAUAUUUGGAAUACCGAUGCCCUACAGAGAACGACCGAGGGUGUGAUUGCCCUGCUACUGUCUCUGAAGAAGAACCCCCUCAUUCGUUACCAGAAGAACAGUCUCAUGGCAAAGAAACUUGCCACGGAAGUGCGAUAUCAAAUCACCCAGGAAGAACAAAUGUUUGACUUCCGCAAACCGGACACUCCUCCCAUUUUGUUGAUAUUGGAUCGUCGGGACGACCCUAUAACUCCAUUACUCACCCAGUGGACGUAUCAAGCCCAAGUACAUGAACUCCUGGGCAUCAAAAACGGCCGAGUUGAUUUGAGCUCCGUGCCUGAUGUCCGGCCUGAAUUGAAAGAGAUAGUUCUCUCCCAGGACCAGGACCCCUUCUUCAAGAAGAACAUGUACCAGAACUUCGGCGACCUAGGUGGCAACAUCAAAGAAUAUGUGGACCAGUACCAGACACGGACGAAAUCCACUGCCCAGAUCGAAUCGAUAGCCGACAUGAAACGCUUUGUCGAAGACUACCCGGAGUUCCGCAAACUAUCCGGCAACGUCUCGAAACACGUCACCUUGGUCAGCGAACUUAGUCGUCGAGUCUCGGCCGACUCGCUCCUCGACGUGUCGGAGCUCGAGCAGAGUUUGGUCUGCAACGACAACCACGCCGCCGACCUGAAAACGCUGCAACGACUCAUCCAGGACGCCGGGAUUCCGGCCGACAACAAGAUCCGACUAGUGGCGCUCUAUGCCAUCCGCUAUGAAAGAAACCCGAACAACGCGCUGCCUGUGCUCCUCGACCUGCUGACAACCGUUGCCGACAUUUCACCCAACAAACUGUCCAUCAUCCCGAAACUGCUUGCCUACCAUCACAGCCUCCAGCCCGCCCCUGUGGCAGGUGGGUUCUCCGAUCUUUUCGACUCCGCCUCAUCUCCAUUCAGCCAGUUCCGACGCAACCUCAACCUCAAGGGCGUUGAGAACGUCUACACCCAACACUCGCCACGGCUGGAAAACACACUCCAGAAUCUGAUCAAAGGCCGACUGAAGGAGUUGCAAUACCCUUUCCUCGAGGGCCAUACGCGUGACAAACCGCAAGACAUCAUUGUGUUUAUGGUGGGCGGCGUGACGUAUGAGGAAGCAAAGAUGGUCGCGCAGAUCAAUGCUUCCGUCCCGGGUGUCAGGGUGGUCUUGGGUGGCACGAAUGUGCUGAAUUCCACCAUGUUCCUUGAGGAGGUCGAUGAUGCCGUUGGCAGCUGGCCAGACCAAGCUCCUGCCUCGGCGCAGGCGAGGUUAGGGAGGGCUGUAGGUCGAUAG
This is a messenger RNA of Capronia coronata CBS 617.96, 1773 nucleotides long. RefSeq lists its product as uncharacterized. Lineage: Eukaryota; Fungi; Ascomycota; Eurotiomycetes; Chaetothyriales; Herpotrichiellaceae. The coding region runs from base 1 to 1773 and encodes 590 amino acids. The transcript has a single exon. Gene Ontology annotation, cellular component: Golgi membrane. Gene Ontology annotation, biological process: intracellular protein transport; vesicle-mediated transport. The record is from RefSeq and is a predicted model, not a curated record.